AUGAAGAAAUGUAGACAUGAACACAGACGUUCACAUGUCAAAAGCUUCUAGUUAGCUAGCUACAUAUACGCCUGUUGGUUAUAAAAAACUAUAUAGGGUUUAUUUAGUAUUUUAAAGUACUCGUAGUGGACAGGAGACAGUUAGCUGGCGGCACCAUUCCAUUUUACAAUGUUUGUUGCCCGGAGCAUUGCAGCGGAUCACAAAGAUCUAAUUCACGAUGUUUCCUACGAUUUUCACGGCAGGAGAAUGGCGACUUGUUCUAGUGACCAAAGUGUUAAGGUUUGGGACAAAAGUGAAAGUGGAGAAUGGCAUUGCACAGCCAGCUGGAAAACCCACAGUGGGUCGGUGUGGCGCGUAACCUGGGCACACCCAGAGUUUGGGCAGGUGCUGGCCUCCUGCUCUUUCGACCGGACGGCCGCCGUGUGGGAGGAGAUCGUUGGCGAGUCCAACGACAAGCAGCGUGGGCAGAGCCACUGGAUUAAGCGGACAACGCUGGUGGACAGCAGAACGUCGGUGACGGACGUGAAGUUCGCUCCAAAGCACAUGGGCCUGGUGCUGACCACCUGCUCGGCUGACGGCGUAGUGCGGAUCUAUGAGGCUCCGGACGUGAUGAACCUGAGCCAGUGGUCGCUGCAGCAUGAGAUCUCCUGCAAGCUCAGCUGCAGCUGCAUCUCCUGGAACCCCUCCAGCUCCCGGGCCCACCCUCCGAUGAUCGCCGUCGGCAGCGAUGACGGCAACGUGACGUACGGCGGGAAGGUCCAGAUCUACGAGUACAACGAAAACACAAGGAAGUAUGCCAAGGCAGAGACGCUAAUGACUGUCACGGACCCGGUCCAUGACAUUGCCUUCGCCCCGAACCUGGGCCGGUCCUUCCACGUGCUUGCCGUGGCGACCAAGGAUGUCCGCAUUUUCAAACUGGUGCCGCUGCGGAGGGAGACCAGCUCCACCGGACCCACCAAGUUCGAUGUGCAGAUCGUUGCGCAGUUUGACAACCACAACUCUCAGGUGUGGCGUGUGAGCUGGAAUAUCACCAGCACCCUGCUGGCCUCCUCUGGCGACGAUGGCUGCGUACGCCUGUGGAAAGCAAACUACAUGGACAAUUGGAAGUGCACAGGCAUCCUGAAGGGCGAUGGCAGCCCGGUGAAUGGGUCGUCUGGUCAGCCUGGCGUCCUGAACGCCGCGGUGGGGUCGGCUGUCCAGGGCUCCCAGAACUCCCUGAAUGGGACGUCGGCUGGAAGAACAGCCAGCGGGCCCACGAUGAGCGAGAGCCUCCAGAACAUCGAGGAUGAGCCAUUCCCCAGCUUCCUGUCGGCCUCCCUCAGCAGCAGCCACGCCACGCUCGGGAACGUGACCCUCGGCUCGACGCUGGGGGUGCCCGUGGCCGCCUCCACCGUGGCUAAAAUUAGAGCGGGGCUCGACAACAGAGUGUCAGAUGUUCAGGCAUCUUAUUUGGAGGAUGGGCAGCUCUCACUGGCAAAUUCGCAGUCCUCUAACGGAGAGAGGAAAAUGUUUGCCCUCAGCUUCAACGAUGAGCUAGAUAAAGACAGCUUUAUCCAGCCCCACUGUUUGUCAGACUUGCUGGUCAAAGUCCAUUUGGAUGAGACGGAAGUCUCCAGACUCAAGCCGUCCACGCCGGGCCCCCCAAAGCAGACGAACGCCCCUGCGGGACGCCCCUCUGAGCCUGGAGAUGAACUCUCCACAGGACUGAUUACAUUCUCUCACCAGGGAGCUAAAGACAUCUUGGGUCUGAAGGCCACAGUCAUGCUCCCAGGGACACUAGAGGAGGACAGCCCGCCCAGCGAGGGGGCGGACAGUGACCGCUACAGUGGCAGCGUCUACAGCUUCUUGGCCAAUGAGAAGCUCAUGUCCGCAUACAGCAUGCACAGUGACGUCACAGAUGAUGACCUCAACGCUGACCACCUGCACGACGACGAGCUGGAAAUGUACUUCAAAAAACUGGUCCCCCCGGCCAUGCAGAGGGGGCGGGUCGAAGGCCAGGAGCUCCCGUCGGCGGAUCUGACUGGAAAUCAGGAUAGUUCAUCUAACCUGAGUUCCACAGGGCCAGAGAAGGAUAGAUACCCCUUUUUGGAUGAAUUUGACCAGGAUGACUUCCACAUGCCAGACGUGCGGCUGGCGGCCACGGGCAUGGACUCGUGCCCUGCCAGCGACGAGGACACUGAGGACGAGCUGGAGGCUGCCCGCCGGCACAGCAGCGCCAGGCCCCGCUUCCUCCUUCCCAGCACCUCCAGGCAGCUGGUAGGAGAGAGCCAUCGCCCUAACUUCAGGCCCGGCCUGGAAGGGGGCAGCUCUGACGACGAAGAACCUGCUGGCAGCCGAAAUGCACCCGCCAGCUCUGGAAUCGAGUUCAGGCGCUCAGCGGAGGGUCAGGUCAUCAAUUCACCUGUUACAGGUGACGGUGGAGGAGGUGGCGACGGGAGCAGUGGGAGCGAGGAGGACGGGAACGACGGGGGGGUGUCCACUGUCCCCCUGCCCCCGGGCGGCGGCCAGACCCCCUACGACACGCUGCGAGGCCUGGGCAUGGUGGGGGAGGACGGGGCCCGGGACGAGGCCAGCGUCGGACACAGCGAGAUGGGGGACCGUGUUGGCCCAGUGGGGACUGGAGAGGCUGGCUCCGUGGCGACGACGUCAGGGUCAUCGAGGGGUUCCCCCGCUCACUGGAGCAUGGCCCUGGACCGACAGGAAGCACUGGAUGCCAUGGACAGCACAGAGUCGGCGACGGCAGUGGACGGGCAGCUGGACUCCCUCUACCUGCGGAGCGGCGCCGGGCUCUGGAGGCCGCCAGACGCGUCGGCCUCCGCCCUCCAGGGCACGCAGAGCAGCUUCCACCUGUCCCAGGUGCUCUCCGCCCACAGCUCGGAGGAGGCGGAGUCCCUGGGGCUCCGGGGUGGGCCGUGCGGGGACUCCGCUGUCCCCGAGCCCUCGGACAGCAACAGCGAGGGUGAGCCGCGGGCCGCCUCCCUGGAGGCGAAGUACUUGUCCCGCACCCUGCAGGGGGACGACUCGGACGACUGCUGGAGCCACCGCCCCGACAGCGCUGAGCUGGACUUCCAGCAGGGGCCCAACAUUACUCACAGUGUGGUUUACCAGAAUGAGGAGGGGAAGUGGGUGACUGACCUGGCAUAUUACUCCUCCUUUGAGAAGGAGGCGGAAAAGAGCCUUCCGGAAGCUGUGGCCAUCCAGUUUCAGUCAGAGGACUUUGUUUCAGGAAGUAAUGCCAUUGAGAAGAUUAUUGAAGAUCAGGAGGAGUUUGAGAAGGAGAACCAGUUCAUCCAGGAGGAGCAGAUGGUGGCCCAGAGCAGCAGCAGCAACAGCCUGGGGCUCGGGGACACCUCGUGGAGGCUCCCCACCAGCGGCCACGUCCUGAUGAGGGCGUCCCAGGUGUCCUCGGAGUUCGAGAGGGGCAACCAGAGCUACCUGCGCCUCUCCCUGGGGGAGUUCUUCCAGCAGAGGUCCGAGGCGCUGGGCUGCCUGGGGGACAGCGAGGAGGACCGCGUCAAACGGCCCUCCUUCGGCUACGUCAUCACAUCCCCGGAGAAGAGGGAGCCCUUCGCCCUCAUCCGCCCCUCUGAUUUCUCCUCUCGCGGGAGCUCUGUUCACAGCGACACCCUCCACCACAGCGACACUGACAACACCAUGAAUCCAGAGGAUUUGGAGAAGACUUUUCAGGCUGUGGCAGAGACGAGCGUACAGAAGGCUGACGAGCACUCGGUGGCUGUUGAAAAGGAAGAGGCUCAGGAUGCAGGGGCGCAGGUUCCGGGGAACAAGAGCACUCAGUCUGGGAGCCCCGACUCCCUGAGCGGCAGCAGUGACCCCACGCUGAGCAUCAGCACCAUCGCGUCGGCCAUCGCGGACGCCUCGGUCAGCUCCGACCCGGCCCAGCUGGCCGCCAUGAUCAUGGAGCUGUCCAAGAAGAACCGCGGCAGGGGCCGUCGGCCCGGGGGGGCAGCGCCCGCGUCUGACAGCCCCGCCCCGUCGCCCGCCGAGCGCAGCGGCCUGCUGGAGGCGCUGCAGAGGAGCGUGUCUGCCGGGGAGCUGAGCGCCUUCGACAUCGAGAAAUACCUGCAGAGGGCGGACAUGUCCAGCAGCGACAGCGACACCGCCGCCUCCCCGCACAGUUUCGACAUCCUGGCCUGGGCCGACAGCCUCGGCGCCUCCCACGGGAAGUCCGGCCCCACCGUGCCUGCUCAGAACGCCAAAGCGCCCCCUGCUGGAAAGGAUGUCUCUGUCAUCGGCCCCCGCUCGAGUGCGCCCCCCGGUGCAGGACCAGGGAAAAAGUCCGAUGUACGACGGAGCUCCAUUCCGCGGCCGAAGGCCAGCUGCGGGCCCGCUGGGUCAGCCGGUGCUGGCAGGCGGUCCGUCGGGUCGGGGCAGUCGUUGGUGCUGGAGGGCAAAGCCGGGCUGAGUAAGAACCCCCCGCGGGGCACGGCGACCCCCGCAGCGAACAGGAGCAGCGCGGGCACAGGGUCGAAGCUAGGAACAGUCCGACCGCGUGCGCACAGCACAGAGGCUGCCCCCUGUCUCGCCCCUCAGCCCUCCCCCAUCCUCAGGGCAUCCCCCAGCCGGCGGGAGGGGUGCUCGGAGCCGGCCCCACCCAGGAGCCCAGCGGGUCCCGCGCUCAGACAGGGGAGUGAGGGGCACGAGGGCGAGAGAACAGGUGCGCGGGGGAGGGGUCCGGCAGCUCCUGUUGGUGCUGCCGUAAAGCAUGUGGGCUUUGCUCAGAGUCCCGUGCCCCCAGCUCAGGGCAAAGGAGCUUCGUCCCCUGUGCGGGCCCCCGCGGGCAUGGAGGAGACCCAGUGUAACUUCAGACCGUCCACCUCCCCCCUCACCCACUCAUCGCCAAGCCAGACGUCCCUCCCCAGUGCUGAUGGGACGGUGUCCUCUCCGGCGUCCCCCGGCGGGGGGGUGGGCAGACGCCCCUGUGACCCCCUCUCUCCCCCGUCCACCUGCUCCAGCCCCAGCCUGAGCAGGCUCACCUACAUCUCCCUGAACGACAGUACCGCCCUCCCCACCCCCGACAGGAACAAGUUGCAGUAUGACAGCAGCAUAGCCCUGAGCACCACUAUCGUCCGGGCGAGUCCCACACCCAUGGGGGAGCUGGAGGUCCCUCAAAGCCACCACAGGGACAGUCUGUGCACAGCCGAGGGCCUGGACCCGUGCUCCCGCACCAAGAGCCCGGACUCCCGCUACGCCUCAGACCACAGCAGCCCCCGCAGCCGCAGCGAGUGCGGCUUCCGCUCCGACAGCCAGGACCCGCCGUGCAACGGCGGGAGCCGCAAGCACCAGUCCGCACCCAGUCCCCGGCGCUUCCCCCCGGGGGACUCUGGGUACUCCAGCAACCUCAACAUCCAGCAGCCAGGCACCGCCGGCCCAACCGGCCAGCUGUGGCCCGGCACGGCCGACAAAGUGGAGCCGCGGUCCAACGCUGCGCUCGGGCUCCCCCACUCCUUUACCCCGGACGACCUGAGGUACGUCCCCAUCGCCAGCUUCAAGCCCCAGGGGGCGCUGCUGGACCUCCCCGCGGGCGUCCCCUCCCUCCUCGCCGGCCGCUCGCUCCUGGGCUCCCAGCUGGCUCAGCAGUACCUGGGGAGGGAGGUCCCCCUGCACCCCUACCACAUCAGUGCUGCCGCCGCGGUGUACGGGGUGCCCCCUGCCCCCGCCCCGGGACCCGCUCUCCCCCACGGCUACGUGAACGCCACCGACCUGCACGGGACCCACCUCACCCCUCUGGACGCCGGGCUGAUGGGCGUGGGCAAGCCCUACGGCCAGCACCACCUGGGCGCUCCGGGCGUGUGGUUGCCAGGAGGCGUGGCCGACCUCCGAGCCCAAGUUGUUGUGCCGGAGGAGCUGCGCUUUCCCAACGCCUGCUGCGUGGGCAUCGCGUCCCAGACCUCGCUCAGCAUCUUCAACCCUACCGAGAGGUGGCUCCAGGUGGCCCUCGCUGUCACCAGCCUGUCCAUCGACGGAGAGAAGGUGGACUCCCUGCCUUACCAGCUGCUGAUCAUAAAGAACAAGACCAUCAUCGGACCCAAAAGCACGGAGGAGCAGAAAGUCCUGUUCAUCCCGCCGCGGGCCGGUCUGUACCAGUGCGUCCUCAGCGUGUCGUCCUGGCCCACCGCCGCCGAGUCCGGCGCUGUGGCACGCGCCGAGGUCUUCGCCAAGAGGGUCGUCCUCAUCGCCGUGGCCGAGAACCCGUCCCUGGAGGUGGAUGUGGGUGUCUCGGGGUGUCUGGAUUUCGGAGACCUGGCCUCAGGCAGCGCCAAAGCCCUCCCCCUGAAGCUGGUCAACAAGACCCGCGCCACAGUGCCCAUCCGUCUCGUCAUCAGCGCCAAUGCUUCCGCCUGGCGCUGCUUCACCUUCUCCAAAAGCCCAGUUGCCGUGCCAACGGAAGGGAUGGUGCAGACGGGCAGCGUCACCCCGCUGGCCGCCCCGUCUGUCAUGAACCACGUGAUGCACGCCAACUAUGGGGACAAUCCAGAAAGCUUCAUGGUGUGGGUCCACUUCCACGCGCCCCAGAAGUACGCCUCCACCUCAGGAGAGCUGGGGCCGGCGGAGGAGUACAGCGCGCGGGUGGACAUCGAGGUGGACAGCCCAGGGCCGAGUCACGUGAUCAGGAGCGUCCCCCUGCGGGCCAGGUCGGGGACGGCCCGAGUCCACGCCCCCAAAGACCUGCAGACUGUCUGCCUCUUAGCGCCACUGGGAAAAUCUGCAAGGCAGACGCUGCCUUUGAAGAAUGCGGGGAACAUCGACGUGCAGCUGAAGCUGAAGUGCAGCGACAGUGAGGACUGCUUCUCAGUCAAACCGGAGGAGCUCCUUCUGCGGGCGGGUGAGGAGCAGGGGAUUGUGGUCUGUUUCACCGCCAGCGGCACCAGGAAGUACAGAGAGAGCAUGCUCACCAUCCUGGUGCUACCUUACGGGCCUCAGUAUGAAGUGGUGCUGAAAGGAGAGGUUGCCCCCGACGACAGCGCUGCCGCUACGCGGGCACCGCCCGGCAAGGCAGGCCACGAGGACGGGGUGAUCCCUGGCGACGUGCCCCCCAUCCUGUCCAAUAAGCAGUUCAUGGCAUGGGGAGGUGUCACCCUGGGCCGAGCCAUGCAGCAGAAGCUGGUCCUGAGGAACAACUCCCCCAGCACAACGCAGCAGCUCCGCCUCCUCAUCAGAGGACAGGAUCAGGACUGCUUCCAGCUCCAGAGCACGUUCGGGCCGGAGGAGCGUCUGACCCGGCACAGGGAGCUGUCCAUCCGGCCCAGAGAGGAUGUGGCGGUGCACCUGCUGUACGCGCCCACGCGUGUGGCCUGCAUGCUGGCCAAGCUGGAGAUCAAGCAGUCCGGCGUGAGGCCCUCUCAGCCAGGCGUCAAGUUCACUAUCCCACUGUCUGGCUACGGUGGCACAAGCAACAUUGUCCUGGAGGACGUGCGGAAGGUGUCGGACAGCUACGUGGUGACAGUGGGCGGCGUGGCGGCUGGCCGGGUCAGCAAGGUGUGCCUGUCCAUGAGGAAUACGGGCUCGCGGGCUGCUUUCGUCAAAGCCGCCGCCUACUCCGAGCUGCCCACCCGCACGCUCAUGGACCCCUCCGUCAUCAGCAUGUCCCCCUCCCAGUUUGUGCUGAAGGAGAGGACUCAGGAGGUGGUGACGGUGCUGCUGAAGGCCACUCAGAGGGAGCAGAGCCUGUGCCAGGCCAGCAGCGGGCUGCUGGCCACCGUCUGCUUCUUCUGUGGGGACGAGGUCUCGCGCCAGCAGUUCAGACGGUUACUUCGCACCAAACCCGACGCAGGCCAUAAGGUGCUCUCUGACAACAGCCUCCUGAAGAGCAUCAACUUCAAUGAGAGGUUCCUUGGUGAGGAGCAGGUGACAGAAGUGUUCGACAUGCCCCAGAGGCCCAACGAGGCGCAGCUGUUCUACAGCCACGUGAAUAAGGUGGUGCUGUCUGUGCUGGGCAGCACCGAGGCCUCCGACUCCGGGGACAGCGACUGCAUGGAGUCCCUGCGGCCCUCGCCCCGCCACGGUUCCGAGUCCGACAGUGGUUUCGGGAACUCCGAUCGCCACGUCAGCAACGUCUCUCUGGACGUCCUCCCAGUGAAGGGCCCUCAGGGGCCCCCUUUGGCCCUGCCUGUCGGGGACCCCACGCUGAAGGGGCCCUCGGAUCCUGGAGCACCGCAGGACUCCUGGAGCGUCCAGCCUGAGCAGCUGGUUCUGACCGCACCCACCAUCAGUGGUGGCGCUGACACCAGGCACGUGCACAUCCAGAACCACAGCUCCAGAGAGCUGAGCUUCGAGCUGUCCUGGCCCGCCCACUGCCUGACCAUCACCCCCCAGCACGGGGUCAUCGAGCCCCAGAGCCACCUGCAGAUCCUCAUCAGCCCCAACCCCUCGCUGGCCUCCAGGUCUUCCCUGCUGCCCUGGAGCGGGCAGAUCUACGUCCAGUGUGACGGCCAGCAAAAGUUUAUCAAGGUGCAGAUCCGGCAGGACCUGGCACUGGACGUGUCGACCACGGGCCCCUCAGUCAAACCCCUCUCGGCCCUGCCCCCGCAGGCUCAGACCCCUCCCACAUCCGUGGGGGCCACGCCCCCCGGUAACGCCCACGUGGAGAUCAGAAACCGCACUCUGGUGUUCCCAGCCACCCCCUCCGGAGAGACCUCAGAAUCCGUCCUGGAGGUGGAAAACAAGGGAGAGGAAGUCAGAUGGUAUCUUUCCUCCUUCGCCCCGCCAUACGUCAAGGGUGUGGACAGCAGUGGGGACGUGUACCGGGCCACCUACACCGCGUUCAGGUGCUCCCGGGUGUCGGGGACGCUGGGACAGAAGGAAAAGAUGCAGGUGCCCAUCACCUUCCUGCCACGGGACAGAGGAGACUAUGCCCAGUUCUGGGACCUGGAGUGUCACCCUGUGGCCGAGCCUCAGCAGAAGAGCAGGGUCCGCUUCCAGCUCUGUGGGACAGGUGUAAAGGCCGGGGCGCAGACCGUUCCCGGAGAGAGCGAUUGCUCCCUCGUGCGAACCGAAGCCAUUGUGAAGGCCCGGAAGAGACCGGACGCGGCUGUGGUGAAGACCAGUCAGGAGGAGGCGCCGCGCAGAGGGGUGUACGCUCCCCAGGACCUGUACACCUUCCCUCUGACGCGGGUCGGCGAGGCCAGCACCCUGAAGGUCAACGUGCGCAACAACUCUUUCGACACUCACGAGCUGAAAUUCAUAAGCCCAAGGGAGCCCUUCUGCAUCAAGCAUUCCAAAUAUUCUCUAAGAUCUCAGCACUACAUCAACCUGCCAGUCCAGUUCAAACCGGCGGCGGCAGGCAAGUACUCCGGCUCGCUGCUCAUCCAGACGGACACAAGCAGCAGCCUGGCCAUUCAGCUGAGCGGCGAGGCCCUGGCGUGAGAACACCCCUCUCCCCUGUCAGACGCCGAAAAUCAGCGAUGCGCAACGCGAAGGUCACCCUGUGAACGAACGAUCGUCUCUGCCGCGCCAAUGGCGGAAGCAACACCAGUCAGCGUCUGCAAUCACCGAAACCUGCAGUCACUAUUUCUUUUCCCCUCCUGUCCUCCACUCUGGCUUGGGAUGCAGGUGUCCAAAGCCUGUCUGUACAACACUAUCUCUGCACUGUAGCAGUGCUCUACAACUGAAUGUCCUUGUCUGAGACCCUGCCACUCUUUUGUCCUCCUCUGACAUGGUUGCUAUCGCUUGACAGGCACAGUUUGAUAUUUGCAUAAUCUUGAACCAUGUAACUGUACCAGAGUCAAACUCCUCUGAUUUCCUCUCAUUUUGGAGGAUUUCAGUCACAUCAGUUGAUGAGGUUAAAUUUUUUUUUCUAACUUCAAUUAAAUAUGAAAUCCUCUUUGGUGGAAACCAAUUGCUUGAAGCUACUUCAGAGCCAAAGAAAAACAUUCUUGGUAGGAAUGUUACCUCCACUCUUUUAAAUGGCUUUUUUUUUCAAAUGUUUCAUUUUUUUAAGUGGCUUUCUUGCAGUGUUUCUGAAAGAUGUGGAAAAACUGGAAUAGGACUCUUACCGCCACAAUGCCCCUUAGCAGUUUUGUACCCUGCUCUUCCAAACGUCCUUCAAGUUUGGUGGCCCUUGAUGAGUCACUGUCUUCGUUUCUGUUGGGCAACGUCAGCAGUGUAUUUAAGCAAGGUCCUGAAAAGGCAACAAGUCUGCCCAAGUUCUGCCUUGAAUCUUCUGCAUUUUGAUUGGCCCUCGCCAGUUUUCUGUCCAGGAUAUUUUAUUCUCCAUCCGAAACCCAUUUUCUCUGCCUUGGUAUCUUUAAAUGCGUGUGGUCCUCUUGCUGGGAAGCUGUCUGUGCUGACACUGAUGGUCAAAGCCACUGUGUUGCUGAGCUGGCAGCCCCUCUCUGCCAUGUGUCUGGCCCUGGCAUCUCACCAGAGGCCCAUCUGUACAGAUGCCCCCUAAUCGGGUUACGAGACAGAAGCCUCUGCGAAACGUCAGGGUUUUUAAACGCUUACAUGUUAAAACGGCCAUACCGAGGAUGGGUCUGGGGGCAGGGGUCUGCGACCUUCGCCUGGCUGGGGCCGGCGAGGCUUAGGCUGACAUGCCCUCUGCCUGGCAUGGUGAACCGGGCCCGCAGCGCAGCCUCUGCCACAUUGGGGAUGGUUCAGAGCUCCCUCCACGCCACGUUUGGCGGUUUCCAGGCAGCAGGAGCUGGCCCAGGUGAACCGGAGAAGUGUGUGCAAGUAACUGGAAUUCAGUAUUAGUCCACUCUUAUUGAAUGUGUUCUGCUUUUGAAAUGUCAGUUCAUUUGCCCUGGCCUUUGGUUUGUGGCGUACGUAGAAACAACUUUUUCUUUUGUUUUGUUUUUGCUGUUGAUUCCAUACCCGUGGACUGACCAUCUGUUAAGUUUAGAAUUUGUUCACAUUUCAUUUUAAUUUCACGUUUAUGUAUCAUAUUUUGAGACUGGACAAAAAUGGAACAUCUUUUGUACAGAAGGCCAUCAUUUGCAAGUAUCAUCAUACGCCCAUAUAGAUUGAAGUGGAUUACUUUUUGUAAUCCUUGGAUUUGACAAGAUGAAGCCGUGCCACCUUGUUGACUAUAUAAAAAAAAAAGUGAAUUUGCACAUGCUUUGUACAUUCUGUUUGUAUCUUAGUGUCAAAAUGUAUUUAUUUUUAAG
This is a messenger RNA of Megalops cyprinoides (Indo-Pacific tarpon), 11126 nucleotides long. It is a transcript of the gene cep192, whose product is annotated as centrosomal protein 192. Gene Ontology annotation, cellular component: centriole; pericentriolar material; cytoplasm. Lineage: Eukaryota; Metazoa; Chordata; Actinopteri; Elopiformes; Megalopidae. The transcript is spliced from 56 exons. Gene Ontology annotation, biological process: centrosome-templated microtubule nucleation; mitotic spindle assembly; centrosome duplication. Gene Ontology annotation, molecular function: protein kinase binding. The coding region runs from base 169 to 9384 and encodes 3071 amino acids. The record is from RefSeq and is a predicted model, not a curated record.